Molecule: messenger RNA, 22378 nt
Organism: Coregonus sp. 'balchen'
Lineage: Eukaryota; Metazoa; Chordata; Actinopteri; Salmoniformes; Salmonidae
Source: the annotation of a GenBank genome assembly
CUGCUGUUGUGUCCGUCAGGGGACAAGUCGUCAUGUCGUGAGAUGGUGGUUCACAGCAACAGUCUCCAGGUCGGAGGUUUGACCCCAGGAUCAGAUUAUGACAUCACCAUCCUGAGCCUGCUGGUAUCGGACUUCAGCCAGCCUGUCACUACACAGUUCUCCACACGUAAGACACACACACACACACACACGCACGCAAAUCAACCUCUUUGUGGCAACUCUUAAUGUGGCUAGCCAUAUCAGGGCCAUAUCAAAGCUCCUAGUAGUAACCUUUAACCCUCAGAGACUGAGACAGAGCUGAAUAUGAGAUGAGAUAGAUGAGAUGUUAUACUAACGUGUGUGUGUGUGUGUGUGUCUGAUGCAGGUCCGGCCGGUGUGUGUUCACUCUCUCUGCUCUAUGUUAACUCUUCCUGUGCCGUGGUGAGGUGGGACGCUGCCAUUGGCCAGUUUGACUUCCACAGGGUAACUGUGAGAAAUGGCUCUCAAACACAUACGCUAGAGGUAUCCAGGGAGAUGCAGGUUGCUACAGUAACUGGGUUGAGGGAUGGCUGUAGCUACAAUAUGAGCGUGGAGCGCAUCAGACGAGGAGAGGCAGGGACAGCUGCCUCCCUGACUGUAACCACAGGUACCUGAGUGUAACACAACUACAUUACUCUGACCACGCUAUGAUCACAGCUCAACCACAACUUCCCUGAUUUUAAGCAUGGGUCACUCAAUAAGUUAUACAUAAAAUAUUUAUCUCUUUCUCUGUGUCCCUCCAUCUCUCGCCCCUCUCUUUUUAUCUUUCUCUCUCUCUCUCUCUAUCUCUCUCUCUCUCUCUCUCUCUCUCUCUGUCUCUCUCUCUCUCUCUCUCUCUCUCUCUCUCUCUCUCUCUCUCUCUCUCUCUCUCUCUCUCUGUAUCCCUCAGUGCUGGGCCAUGUGCGGGGUGUGUAUGUGGUUAGUGUGUCUGCUCAGAACUUCUCUCUGCGUUGGGAGCAGUCAGAGGGCUGUGUGGACCAGUACCUCGUCAGCCUGCUGCCCAACCAAGGAACUGUCUCUGUCUACCACACACACGAUGGACGCGUACAGGUACACACACACGGAAGCUAUUACAUAGUAGACGUUAGCAGCAGCAGUGGAGACAGGAGUUAAUCUGCUUCUGUAAAUGUCAACAUAAGUGAGUUAUGGAGACACACACACACACACCUAUACUAACACAUACCUCCCCUCACCCAGAUCCCACCCCUUCCCGACCUUGCCCAGCAGCCAGGUGUCAGAUACCCCCAGCGUAACCUAACACAAAAACACACACAUACACACACAGGUUGAGUAAUAGAGCUCAUUAUUUAUUAGGUAGACCUACUGAGCUCAACCCUGAAUCAUUCAUUUGGUGAAGCUGCUCUCCCCAGAGAGAGAGAGCGAGAGAGAGUUUGCCUGCAUGGAGUUAUGGUGCACACACUGCCCUGCCUCUCUCUGACCUAACCGGCUAACUGCUGACCACUGGACGAUGGCUAACGGUGGACUGGGUUACUACCAGAGCUGGACUACAUCUACUAUUGCUGUAGCUAACCUGUUGCUACCCUAAGACUGGACUAUUACUACUACUGUAAUCUUUCUGCUCUAAUUGUUUCUACAUUGUGGUGACAUGUACUGCCCUCAAACUCUUCAACUCUAACCUGCUAACCGUAGCUAACUAUCGCUAACUGUGGACUGGGUUACUACGUUAGGCCUGGAUGACUGCUCUAAGAUCUAACCUGCUGUAACACUGUGACCUGCUGUAGCUAAAUUGCUGACAACACUGGAUUGAACAAUGGCGCUAAGCCCUCUAACCUUGAGCUAAUGUGUAGCACUGGACGCUAACAUUGCCUCUUUCUCGCUAACCUGCUGCCUCUGACCAGCAAACAGCUAACUGGGCUAACAGGUAACUGGGCUAACUGGGGUAACUAGGCUAACAGGGCUAACUGGGCUAGCUGCAGCAUGGCCAUCACUCUCCUCCUGAUCAUCACCUUCUACCUGGGUUACACACACUCACAGGUUAGACUGCUCCACACACACACACACACACACAGUCAUCUGCAACCACAUACUGUAGUUGUGUUGUGGUUGUGUUCAUGUUCUGACCGUGCAGUCUCUUCUCAGGCUGAUGUUUCCAGUCUGAGUCCUCGAACAGUGUUUACGGUCAUGGUGACCGCCGCCUCCUCCUCCAACCUCAGCCCUCCGGUCAGCCGCAUAAUCAACACCAACGAGACCGGUGAGAUGUGUUACAGCCGAACUGAUAGUGGUCUGCUCUGAGGAAACUGUUCUGCUGCUGCCCUCUGCUGAUAAUGGCUGAUAAUAUUUAUUAUCUCCCACACUGUGCGUGUGUGUGCGUGUGUGUGUGUGUGUGUGUGUAUAUGUGUGUGUGUGUGUGUGUGUGUGUGUGUGUGUGUGUGUGUGUGUGUGUGUGUGUGUGUGUGUGUGCGCGCGCGUGCGGUGUGUAGGUGUGUGUGUGUGUUUGUAGGUGUGUGUACGUUUGUGUGUGUGUGUGGUAACUCUAGCCUUGCUAAGCAGGAUGAAUGAUGCUGUAGUGAAUGUCAGUGAAAUGCCAGAGCUCUGAGGGUCUAUUCACCAGAAUAGAGCAAGCUGGUCAUACACACCCAUAAUGUCUCAUCAUUCUCCCAGUUUGUUGAAUGGACUUCCUAGUUUAGGCAGGAUGUACUGUUAUGUAUGGAUUGGAUUCUUUCUGGAAUAUGGCCUUAACAGUUCUCCUCUCGUCUCUUCUUCUUUCCUCUCCCUCCUCCUCUCCCAGCCCCAACAUCCCCUCCCACCAAUCUAGAGGGGGAGCGGGUGGGCUCCAAUGGGAUCCUUCUAUCUUGGACCAUGCCCUCUGACUCCCGCAUCGACGGUUAUGUCAUCAGGUAAGGAGACAUAUGAUGUAGACCCAGAUUAAGCCUUCUCCUGGAACACUAUGAGGGGAAUAACACUGUAAGGGGAAUAGGGGGUUGAUAUUCCACCACUAUUUACCUCUAAAUAAAGUUUAAAUAAAGUUGUUUGUAUAUCAUCUGGUGUUUAAAUAAAGUUGUUUGUUUAUCAUCUGGUGUUUAAAUAAAGUUGUUUCUAUUUAAUUUAAUAGGUACAAGGAGGUGUGUCCGUAUCCAGACACCACCUUCAAAGAGGUGACCAAACACCUGGACAUCCCUGAGACCCUUCUCAACCUCUUUUUACCAGGGUCUACCUAUAACAUCAAGGUAACAAUCAUACAGUAAACAUACUGUAAGUAACGUCUCUCUGCUCUCGCACUCUUUCACACACACAUCUAGAAGGUAAUCAUACACAGGAGAGGCUAUACAGACAUGCCUGGUGUCCAAAACUUACCAGUCAAAACAGUACCAGUCAAAAUUUUGGACACACCUACUCAUUCAAGGGUUUUUCUUUAUUUUUACUAUUUUCUACAUUGUAGAAUAAUAGUGAAGACAUCAAAAGUAUGAAAUAACACACAUGGAAUCAUGUAGUAACUGAAAAAGUGUUAAACAAAUCAAAAUAUAUUUUAUAUUUGAGAUUCUUCAAAGUAGCCACCUUUUGCCUUGAUGACAGCUUUGCACACUCUUGGCAUUCUCUCAACCAUGAGGUAGUCACCUGGAAUGUAUUUCAAUUAACAGGUGUGCCUUCUUAAAAGUUAAUCGCCUGGAGCGAUAAUUGAUAGGGAAAACUGACUUAAUCCUCCCAAAUAAAAAUAGUUAAUUGACAAAAACAAAACCAAACUCCCACUUCUUCCUUCCUUCAAAUCUCCAUAUAUCCCUUCUCAGGCUCUGGGGCCUAAGAGGGUGGUACGGCUUGUGACAAUACUCCAUGCAACUCCUCCACUGAGAAAUCUUUCAGUCCCAGGUACUGCGCCGCCGCAUCCACAAUGAUAUCUAUUUUCCUGGACCUUCUCUCCACUUUGGCAGUGCCAUUAAUCCCCAUAGCUAUGAAGGCCACAAAGUCCACCGUCUUAGCCUUUAAAAUAUAUGGGUCCUGCUGAUGAAAGGCAACCCCUGCAGCCUGCAGGGAAGGCCUAUCCACCACCAUGGACUCUUCAGGAGCAUCAUUCGAACCCUCAACCCUUUUAACAGCCGCUGCAUAUGAAAUGCUCUGGACAGCCCUGACUUUGGCCAGCUCAUUCUCUUUCACCCUGGUCGGGCAUUCCAAAGACAUGGCUUCAUGGUUCCCACCACAAUUGCAACAAGUUCAUCGCUUUUAAAACACAUGACAUGAUCUUUUCCACAACUUGGACAUCCCGGCUUCUCCCUUCUUCAAAAACUUGAAACAUGUCCAAAAGCUUUACAGUGAUCACACUGCAUUGGUCUUGGGAUAAAUGCUCUGAUUAUGUAGUUUAUACAGUGCAUUCGGAAAGUAUUCAGACCCCUUCCCUUUUUCCACAUUUUGUUACGUUACAGCCUUAUUUUAAAAUGUAUUAAAUAUAAAAGUGUCCUCAUCAAUCUACACAUAAUACCCCAUAAUGACAAAGCGUAAACAGGUCUUUAGAAUUUGUUGCUAAUUUACAAAAAAUAAAAAACAGAAAUACCUUAUUUACGUAAGUAUUCAUGCAUUUUGCUAUGAGACUCGAAAUUGAGCUCAGGUGCAUCCUGUUUCCAUUGAUCAUCCUUGAAAUGUUUCUACAACUUGAUUGGAGUCCACCUGUGGUUAAUUCAAUUGAUUGAACAUGAUUUGGAAAGGCACACACCUGUCUAUAUAAGGUCCCACAGUUGACAGUGCAUGUCAGAGCAAAAACCAAGCCAUGAGGUCGAAGGAAUUGUCCGUAGAGCUCCGAGACAGGAUUGUGUCGAGGCACAGAUCUGGGGAGGGGUACCAAAACAUUUCGGCAGCAUUGAAGGUCCCCAAGAACACAGUGGCCUCAAUUAUUCUUAAAUGGAAGAAGUUUGGAACCACCAAGACUCUUCCUAGAGCUGGCCGCCCAGCCAAACUGAACAAUAGGGGGAGAAGGGCCUUGGUCAGGGAGGUGACCAAUUACCCGAUGGUCACUCUGACAGAGCUCCAGAGUUACUCUGUGGAGAUGGUUGUCCUUCUGGAAGGUUCUCCCAUCUCUGCAGCAUUCCACCAAUCAGGUCUUUAUGGUACAGUGGCCAGACGGAAGCCACUCCUCAGUAAAAGGCACAUGACAGCCACUUGGCACCUAAAGGACUCGGACCAUGAGAAACAUGAUUCUGUAGCCUGAUGAAACCAAGAUUGAACUCUUUGACCUGAAUGCCAAACGUCACGUCUGGAGGAAACCUGGCCCCAUCCCUACAGUGAAGCAUGGUGGUGGCAGCAUCAUGCUGUGGGGAUGUUUUUCAGUGGCUGCAGGUACUGGGCGACUAGUCAGGAUCGAGGGAAGGAUGAAUGGAGCAAAGUACAGAGAGAUCCUUCAUGAAAACCUGAUUCAGAGUGCUCAGGACCUCAGACUGGGGCGAAGGUUCACCUUCCAACAGAACAACGACCCUAAGCACACAGCCAAGACAAUGCAGGAGUGACUUCGGGACAAGUCUCUGAAUGUCCAUGAGUGGCCCAGCCAGAGCCUGGACUUGAACCCGAUCAAACAUCUCUGGAGAGACCUGAAAAUAGCUGUGCAGCAAUGCUCCCCAUCCAACCUGACUGAGCUUGACAGGAUCUGCAGAGAAGAAUGGGAGAAACUCCCCAAAUACAGGUGUGCCAAGUUUGUAGCAUCAUACCCAAGAAGACUCAAGGCUGUAAUCGCUGCCAAAGGUGCUUCAACAAAGUAUUGAGUAAAGGGUCUGAAUACAGAAUUUUUUUUUAAAAAUAAAGUUUUUGCUUUGUCAUUGGGUGUAGAUUGAUGAGGGGAGAAAAAAGCAAUUUAAUCAAUUUUAGAAUAAGGCUGUAACUUAACAAAAUGUGUAAAAAGUCAAGGGGUCUGAAUACCUUCAGAAUAAAGUGUAUACCCCAACUGCAGUUGAGUAGGGAGAGACUCCAUAUCAAAAAAACUAAAGAAGAGAUAGACUCUUCACUUUUUUAUCAUUCACCACCCGAUUCAUCCAACGUGCAUCCAUCACUCCAGGAAUAUUUUUCAUCUCUUCAACAUCGAAUUCCUACGAGCGGCAGAUAUAACCCCCUUGAGGGGUGCCCUUUUCCGAAGAGACACACACGACACGUCAAACUUCUCAAAUCGGGUGGGACGCAACAUACAUUCCUCCUGAUCCUCAGAAGUACAACAAAUCUAAACAAGCCCGCCUCGUGAUCCUCACAGCCUUCACUUUACCCAGCUGGUCCUCAUUAACAAACCGUACUCCUACAAGAUACGAAGGGACAUUCUCAUCACUGUACACUACUUUGCUCCAUUUUCCAUUCUUUUGGACAAUAUUCAAAUUCUCCUUGAUUCUACCGCCAUUAGAUUCACAAUUCACAUCAGUGUCCGCUUCUGCCAUCUUUCCUCUUGUUCAUUCCCCCCAUUUUCUUUGUCUCCACUCGACACUUCUCCUUCUUCUCUUCUUCUUCUGUGGAUUUUAUAUGGCGGUUGGCAACCAACUUUAAGGUGCAUUAACCGCCACCAAAUGGACUGGAGUGUGGACCAGAGACAGGGAAGGUCUAAAUCCUACCCAAUAUCCUCGUCUCCUUAAGGAAACAAAAUACAUAAUGAAAUACUACAUCCCCUGAAGAUUUCCCCAGCAGUUCACUUAAUCUAGGCUCUUCAACCCAAUUACUCCUCAAAUCUAAUAACAAAUCGCUCCCUUUCCCUCCUAUAUUUCUGGCACUGAAAUAGAACGUGUUCCACUGUCUCCAUCUCCUCCUGACAAUGAUCACAUCCACGGCCAGCCCACUUAUUAGGCUGGAUUAGGCGGCCACUUAUGGCAGCAGAUUGACAAGGGCGGCAUUUUCUGAGCUAAACUGACCAAGACGCACCUCCAACAAAACAUAAAACCUCACAUAUUUCUGCCCCAAAACAAUUUCUCUCAACCAGUGGCAUAUUGGCUUUUUAGGUGAGUGCUGAUGCCGCCCUGUGAUAAACAGUGCCCACUUUGUCAAAGGCAGGGGCUCAAAAUAUUUUGCUUGUCCAUUCCCAGCGCGCCUCUCCAGGGUGCUGUUGGUGAGAUGCAUUGCUGCGGCGCUCCACCAACGUUCCAUCAACAAAUUUUUUUUUAACAUAAAUCAUGUAGAAGAUAUAAGAUAUGGUAGAAAGAGUAUGUGGCCUUUUCUGUAGCCUACAGGCUGGAGAUGAAAUGUAUGACAUUGUAAUGAGACAGACACGUUUUACAUCAUGCAGAUUUCUCCGAUCAAAUAGCCUAACCUAAAUGGCGCCCAAUUAAAUAACAAAUGCGCUGUCAUGUUAACAAACAACAUAUUCUAAAAACAGGACAGGACAAAGGACAAACAGCUCUUACCUUCUCAAGCAACCCUUGAUCUAUCACUGUCUGAGGGAGCAACCAAGGUGGGAUAGCAGGAAGAACCACAGAGGGGGUAAACUUCCUCCCAAACAACCCCAUCUCUCACACCAUGCCAUUGCCUAUCCACCCAAAACUUAUAUUCAGAUUUCCUUCAUGUUCCCAGCACUCUGACUACCUUUUUUUGUAGGAUGUGGUCCACUCGACGCUCAUCAGUGCAACAUACGUCAUCAAUUUAUUCUUCAUCAAGGUUUAUUAGCAGACUACACUCAUAAGGCGUAUUGCCGCCACCUGCUGUACGAGGUAGUUAAAAAAAAGAAUCCCCCCCAGAAAAGCUGUUCUGGAUCAACAAAUACAUACUAAUUACCAAAAACAAAAAACACUUACAAAAAUUCUCUACUACUCUACUACCCUGAAUUUCAAAAUAUAUAUAUAUAUAUUAUAUAUAUUUUUUCAAUGUUAUAUUUUGUGUUAUAUGUUAUUAUUUAAAUGUCUAUUCAGAUCCCUACACAUGCUCAGGAACCUGGGAUUGGGGAACCUCUUCAUUCAGUACUCCCUGUAACUAGCUACUGCGACCACUCCAGGAACUCUGGAACGUGAUUCCCAUCACAAUUACAGCAACAAACUUCAUCGGACUCUUCAACUACGACAUAUUUAUUUAUUCGACAAACACUUGCCACGUGUCCAAACUUUUUACAAUUGUAACACGGCAGCGGCUUCUGUACAUACGGUCUCACCGCAUAUCUCAAAUUCCCAAGUUUUACAUAAGUCGGGAGAACCACUUCAUCAAACGACAGUAAAACCGAUAGGCUUUGCUCCUUCUUUCCGUCCACCAUUUGAGUCAAGCUAUGUGCGUCUACCACACCUGGCAUGUUAUCCAUAAACCACACAGCCUCUAUGUCCAACAAGACACCAGAGAUGACACCUUUAACCGGUGCCCUAGUCUGAAAAUCAUAGUUUUCCACAUCAUAUGUCGAUAUCUUGUAGAGCCACAGAGCUUUCUCCUUUUGCGCUUUUGACACACAUGAAAUCAACAUACCGCUGCUGGUCACUCUGACCGAUUCCACUUUUCCCAAUUCAUCCUUCACGUCAUCAAUUUGGGCACCAGGCGUGUCCAUAUAGCCUCUCCUAUCAAUCACACUUACAUCAUUCAAUAGAAAUGUAACGUAAGCAUAUGGUAGAAUGUGUGUUUUAACCAUAUCUGUCUUUGUCUUUGUGUGCAUCCAUGUAUGCAUGUGUGUGUGUUCCGGGCAGAUGCCUCCGGCGGGGAAACUAUUCUCUUGAUCUGGUUAAAUAAUUAAUUGUGAUUAAAUGAUUUAUAAUGUAAAAAGAUCUAUGGAUCAGCCAUGCUGUUCUUUUUCCACAGACUAUUCUGCCAAUAUGCUGUGUAUGAUUAUGGUUAAUAGUUUUCAGAAUCCAUUCAUCCUUAAUGACCUUAAUACAGCUUAGCAUGAGGGGCAAGGGAGUGUGUGUGUGUAUCACAUUACCAGAUGUUACUUAUGUGUACUGUAUGAGCACACCCAGCAGUGCUGAGCAAGCUAUGUCCUGCUCUGUCCUGCUCCUCAUCUUACGAUUUUUCAUCUUCUCUGUUCUGUCUUCUAUUCAUUUUCUCUGUUCUAUUUUCAUAGCUAUGGAGCCAUAUCAUUAUCUUAUUAGAGUCAGAACUUCACUUUAACCUCUCAUCUGAAGGAUGUCACUCUGUACAGGGUGGUUCCUUCCCUGUCACUGUGGAGCUGGGGUCUCCUUAAGAGCAGAGGAAAUAGUGCCCCCAUCUAGCAUCAUCAUCAUCAGCCAACAUCAUCUGAUCUCCCAUCCAGGGAGGCCCAACCUUGCUUAGCUUCAAAGACAAGCUAGCAGUGGGCUACAGGGUGCUAUGGAUGUCCCUGUAGUCAGUGUGUAUAUCUGCCUGCCUGGUGUUGUGUGACUUUUGCAUCAAUAAAUGUUCCUGAUCACUGGUAGAGAUUAACAUGGUGGAGAUCUGACGACUGAAUCCUGAAUUAGUAAUGAUGAUUAAUAUUCUCUUGCUCUCGCUCUCUCUCUCUCUCUCUCUCUCUCUCUCUCUUCUCUCUCUCUCUCUCGCUCUCUCUCUCUCUCUCUCUCUCUCUCUCUCUCUCUCUCUCUCUCUCUCUCUCUCUCUCUCUCUCUCUCUCUCUCUCUCUCUCUCUCUCUCUCUCUCUUGCUGUCUGUCCAGGUUGCAGCAGAAAACUCUGCUGGUAUUGGACCCUAUAGCAAGUCUCUGUACAUCAAAACUGCUGAGGCUCGUAGGUAUCCACUAAUAACAUACAAACACACACACACACACUUACACACACAGACAACUGUAUCCCUUUGUCAGCCCCAGGCCUGGUGACUAACCUGACAGCGUUUGCUGAGAACCACACGUUUGUAGUGGUCACGUGGCUCCUGCCACUCCGCAUCAACGGUCUGAUCACCAAGUUUGCGGUCAAAGCCAAACACGCUCGUACUGGUCAGACCGUCCGCAUACUAGAGCUGGAUGCUGAGGACAUCAUGACCGGAGCGCUACCACACUGUAAUGUAUGUCUUUCUCUCUCUCUCUGUUCGUCUGCUUCUUUCUUUCUCUCUCUCUCUGUUCGUCUGCUUUUUUCUCUCUCUCUGUUCGUCUGCUUCUUUCUCUCUCUCUCUGUUUGUCUGCUUCUUUCUCUCUCUCUCUACAAAGAUACUCUGACCAGAUCAUUAGCAGAAGACUAUCUAGAUGAGAUUAGAUUUUUCAACUGGUUUUUAAACGUUCAGAAAAUAUAUUGUAGUACAAACAGAACAGUGCUACAGGCCCCCAGUUUUUUUCCCUCUCUUUCUCUCUCUCUCUCUCUCUCUCUCUCUCUCUCUCUCUCUCUCUCUCUCUCUCUCUCUCUCUCUCUCUCUGUACUUAAAUGUGUGUGUGUGUGUGUGUGUGUAGGAUGCAGCAGACAUCCUGUCCCGUGGGACCCCCAGUCCGUCAGAGGUGACAGCUCUGACAGCGUCCUCUCCUCCCGUCACCCUGUCAGCCGUCCCGCCCGCCGCCACCUGGGCCGUACCAAUAUCCGUAGGGGUGGACCAGCUUCGCCCCUACACAGCAUACGUCUUCGAAGUGUCUGCUUUCACCUCCGACGGAGAGGGACAGGUCGCCUCCACCAUGGUCCGCAUGCCUGAGUCAGGUACACAAACACACCCACACACUCCACCUCUCUCCAUUUACAUCCCACUGGACACAGACGCCAGUUCAACAUCUAAUUUUGAUUUGCAUUGUGAAUUCAAUGUGAAAUCAACAAAAAAUGUCACCAUGUCAUUGGAUUUAGGUUAAACGUUAGGUACGUUGAUGACUUUUUGCAAAUCCAAUGAGUUUUCCACGUUGAUUCAAUGUCAUCACAUAGAUUUGGGGGGUUGAAAUGAUGUGGAAACAACGUUGAUUCAACCAGUUUUUGCCCAGUGGGAUAUCUCUGUCUAUAUCUCCAUUUAUCUUUCUAAAACCGUCUAUCUCUAUUUCUCCAUCUCUCUGUAUCUCUUCAUCUCUCUCUAUCUGUUCCAAUAUCUCCAUAUCUAUCUAUCUGUUCCUAUCUCUUAAUCUCUCUCUAUCUCUCCAUCUCUCUCUAUCUGUUCCUAUCUCUCCAUCUCUCUCUAUCUGUUCCUAUCUCUCCAUCUCUCUCUAUCUGUUCCUAUAUCUCUUCAUCUCUCUCUAUCUCUCCAUCUCUCUCUCUCUCUCUCUCUAUUCCUAUCUCUCCAUCUCUCUCUCUCCAUCUCUCUCUCACUGUUCCUAUCUCUCCAUCUCUCUCUCUCACCAUGUGGAUAUGUAUGUGUGUACUGCAGCCCCAGAGGACCCUCCCCACAACCUGUUGGUAUGGAACAUGACAUCUAAGUCAGUCUCUGUCUCCUGGGAUCCUCCAACCGUCGUUACCGGACGCUUCAGCUACGUUAUCUAUCUCUACGGCCCCACAGGUAAACACACACAUACACAUACACAUACAUCACUACAUUUAAAACACUGAAGGUCGCAGAUCUGACCCUAACGCUGUGUGUGUGUGUGUGUGUGUGUGUGUGUGUGUGUGUGUGUGUCUCAGGGUUUAUCUAUGAGAACAGCACAGGGGACCUGAGGUUUGUGUACUCUGGUCUGACACCCUACACACGCUACAGAGUGGAGGUCCGGGCCAAGUCUGCUGGCCUGCUGGGGCCUGAGGCAUUUACUGCUGUACUGACACCUGCUGAGGGUAAGAACACACACACAAACAUGUCUUGAGUGAUGUGCUCUGCCAGUGUGGUGCCCUUCCUCUCCCUAUUGGUCAGUGUGGUGAGUGUAGGAGUAUUUUCCUACCUAAAAUAUCUAAACAUUCGGCCUGGCUCUCUAACAUUCCGUCUAACACUGUCUGGCUCUGUGUGUGUGUAGCCCCCAGUGUGGUGCAGGCUCUACAGGCAGUAGCAGUAGACUCUGUGUCUGUGCGUGUGAGUUGGAGAAGCCCUGCCCAGCCCAACGGUCUGAUCACACAGUACAGACUCCUGGUUCUGUCUGACAACACACUGCUGCAGGACAUCACCCUCACCGGAACACAGGUACCACUCUAUCUGUCUGGAUUAGUGGCUGUGUGUGUGUGUGUCUCUGAUGUUUUUAUCUUAUCUUUAGGAUCUAAAUGACACUGAUCUCCUUGGUGAUGGAACGUUCGCGCCAGUUAUCCCUGAUGACUCUCUCCGGCGUAAGAGAUCAGCUGACAGCCUGACCAACUCCCCGCCUGCAUUCACGGUCACCCUCCCCGACCACACACUCAACACCGGCAUGACCAGGACUGCAACCAGUCGCACACACAGCACUCCAACCAGCCCUAACACUAACCUUGACCACAACAGCAACACUGACCCCACAGUCACUGAGGGCUCCAGUCUGACCAGUAUGGCCCCUGGGACUGGGACUGGGACUGACCAGACCUCUGACUUGCCAGACUCUACCCGUCUGAUCUUUGGCCCUGUGACCUCAGGGACCUCUGCCCUCUCCCUAACCUCCUCACCCCCGGCCACACCCCUCCCCUGGCUCACUGCCCACUCACAGCCCAGCCAGCUCACCUCUGGCCAGCCACACCUCUCCACCCGCUCUGCACCUGCAGCCACUGGACACCUCCAGACACUCCAAACAUACCUCUUCACCAGGGCUGCAGCCUCCAGCACCCCAGGAAGUACUGCACUCACCACCAACCUUUUAACCUUUUAACCGCAAGUUGACGUUUAUUGUCAUGAAUCUUGCCCUGGAAGCAGAACUGAGCGAUUUCCGCUAGAUGGGCCAACUGCAAAGUCAAAAUUGGCUAUAUUGUAUAAAUUCAUGAAAACAAAUGUGCUUUUUGGUCUAAAUUUAAGGUUAGGUUUAGGCAUUAGGGUUAGCAGUGUGGUUAGGGUUAGGUUUAAAAUCGGAUUUUAUUUGGCAUUUUAUUAGGAUCCCCAUUAGCUGUUGCGAUAGCAGCAGCUACUCUUCCUGGGGUCCACACAGAACAUGAAACAUGACAUAAUACAGAACAUUAAUAGACAAGAACAGCUCAAAGACAGAACUAGUGACCACUCUGGAGAGCUGCCUCCAGUACAUGAGCCAUGACAAUCAAUUCCAACCUGCCUUUUAAGCUCUAAACUCUUAACUCCUUUAACAUUAAAGACUAGUUGAUGAUGAGGUGUGUUACCACUGCUCUACAGUCUGUCCUCUACACUGUGUGUGUGUGUGUGUGUGUGUGUGUGUGUGUGUGUGUGUGUGUGUGUGUGUGUGUGUGUGUGUGUGUGUGUGUGUGUGUGUGUUCCAGAUGUGUAUUUGAGGGAGAAGGUGAUAGACAUGCAGGCUGAGGAGCUGUUUUACCUAGUCUCUGGUCUCAGUCCCUUCACUGAAUACACCUUCACUGUUACCGCGGCUACUGCUAUUGGAGAUGGACCUGCCACACACGUCACUGAGAAGACCCGCGAGCAGGGUACACACAGAUAUAUACACAGUUUUGUAAUAGUGUCAUUGUUUGUUUAUUGUUGUUGUUGUUUAUUGUUGUGUGUUGUUGUUAUCGUAGUUCCUAGCUCAGUGGUGGGCGUGUCCUAUCAGAAUGUUAGCUCCACCUCCAUCCUGGUCAGCUGGACUCCGCCCCUUAACCCCAAUGGACGAAUCACACACUACACUCUCUACGGACUCAACCUGCACAGCAACCAGGCCCUACAGAGAAUUACACACAACACCAGCAUACUGCUUACAGGUAACACACACACACACAAACACAAUGCUGUAUGUACACAUAUACACAUAUGGUACAAGUCUCGUUCAAGCCUGUAAAGAUGUAUUGGUAUUAAGCUGCUUGCUGUGUGUUUCAGGGCUGGAGAAGUAUACAGGUUAUAAGCUGCGAGUGGCUGCAUCUACUGCUGUAGGAGAGGGCUCUCUGUCUGACCUAGACGAUAUUUUCACUGUCACACCCGAGGAUGGUACGUACCACACACACACACACACACACACACACACCUCUCGUUGUGUGGGUUUCAUGAUAGAAAGUCCAAUCUUAUCCCUCUCUCUCUCCCCCUCAGAACCUGACUCCCCUCCUGUAGGGUUAACAGUGGUAGACACUUCUCCCUCCACCACCACCCUCUCUUGGUCGCCCCCGGAGAGAGCUAAUGGGGUGAUCCAACAGUAUGAGGUCGUGUACAAGAACCAAUCAUAUGUGGCAGUGUUGAACAGCUCUGUCCCCAGAGUGACUCUAACAGGGCUAAGGCCAUUUUCAUACUAUAACAUCUCUGUCAGAGCAUACACACGUAUCGGACAUGGAAACCACACCUCAGACACACUCACUAUGCUGUCUGGGGAGGACGGUGAGUCUACACACACACAUAAACUACUAGACACAAACACAUACACACACACACACAAACUAGACACAUGCACACACUAACGCCUCAUGUUGAAGUGUGUGUGUGUCUCCUCUCUAGUCCCGGGUAGUCCUUCCUACGGCCUGUCCUACGUGUCUGUCAGUUCCAAUGAGGUGAACGUGACCUGGGAGCAUCCCCUGGUGCCCAACGGAGUUAUCACACACUUCAGGUACAUCUCUGCAUGGCUUCUAGAUUUUAACUGUCUAGUGAUGACUAAAUGCACUUUAAAUGAAGUUUGAUUUGAUUUACAGCCUUGAGCUGCGAAACUCCUCCCACUUCCUCAACCUGACCACACCCAACAACCACGCCCAGAUCACACACCUGAGGAAGUUUGCGCAAUACACUCUGGUGGUGAAGGCACACACACGUAUUGGCUCCGGAAACCACAGCAGUGACCCUCUCAACAUCACCACUCUGGAGGAUGGUGAGAGCCUCUCAAACAUGCGCACACACACACACCCCAGAACCACAGUAAACCCCUAAACAUCACCCCAAUGCAGGGAGGGAUCUGGGGUAAGAGGAGGGAGGUAGAGGGAGACCAUGGUUAGGGUCAUUGUGUUUCAGGUAGCCGCGUUGUGGACCAUGGUGUUAACAUGACCAGAGACUCUGGACCACAGAAGGUUCAUCAUUACCUCUUCUUCUCAUCUCACUACUGAAAGUUCACUUCCUCUCUCGGUCACAGGUUCUCCUGACACUCUGACAUCACAGGUCAGGGGUCAGAGGUCAGGGGUUACCACAGAGUUAUUCAACCCAGAACCAUCACUAUUAACCAAUCAGCUUCACUUCACAGGGCUGUACUUACAGAUGAUUAACCAAUCAGCUUCACUUCACAGGGCUGUACUUACAGAUGAGACAGAAUGCAGACAGACCUUCCUUCUUCCAGUCCAUUUCCCCAAGGGGGCGUGGUUUUCAGUGUGUCUGUGUUUGGUUCUAACCAAUAGUAAGUUUGUUUCAGAACCAGACACUCCCCCUCAGUUUCUGCUAGCCAGGAAAUUGUCAGACUAUGAGGUAGAAUUGUCAUGGGAACCACCAAAAGAGGCCAACUCUGAGAUCCUCUACUACAUAGUCAGAGUCUGGUGAGUUUUAUGUAAUUAUUGAUCGAUAGUUUGAAUCCUACUGCUGAUGUGAUGUUGAAAAAGAUGUUGAGGGAUGAGGCAUUCUGAUUGAAGCAGAAGUUACAGCUCCAACAUGGCCUCUCUCUUCUUCCUCCUUCCUUCUCUCUCCUCUAGGAAUGAGUCGUUUGAGGUGUGGCAGAACGUGACAGAUACAGCUGUGGUUAUCAGUGUUGACUCAGAGAAUCGCUACAACGCCUCUAUCUCCAGCUGGACACGCCUGGGGGACGGGGGAGUCCUCAUAUACAUCAACUUCAGUAUUAUUGACGCAGGUACACACACACACAGUUAGAAACAGUUAGUUCCUUAACUUUUGAAAAUCUUGUAGUCCAAACUGAGCAAUGCUCUAGGCCUCCAGUUCAGUUUUAGUGAACACAAAGUCUUGCAAUUCUCUUCCACAGUGCCGUUUGACCCUCCCCAGAAUGUGUCGUUAGUGAAUCUGACCUCUUCCUCUGUGACCAUGCUCUGGCAACCUCCCACUCAGCCAAAUGGAAUACUCCUGCACUACACUCUGUACUACUCAGACAAUACCACUGUCACAGAUAAGGUGAGUUAUACAGCACUACAUUGUAUACUACACAGACAAUAAAGCUGUUAUAAAGCAGGUGAGUAACACACACGCGCACUGUACACUGAUGUGUAAAAGUGUGUUAUUUUCUACUUUAAGGGCAUUGUCUCUCUCUUCCCUCUCCAUUAGCAUAUCCCAGUGUCAGAGCUGGACCCUGUCUCUCCGGGGGAGGACCUGUCCUACCGUCUGUCUGGCCUGAGAGGAGGACAGAACUACAGCCUCUGGCUGACCUCCAGCACCCUGCAGGGGGAUGGGGGGGUCCAUACUGAUCCCUUAAACCUACUCACCCCAGAGGACGGUCAGUCACGCACACACACACACACACACACACAGAGAGUCUGCACUGUUUUUUCCAACCUCUUUUUGAACUUAAUAAAAUCACGGAAAAACUCUGAGAUUGAAGUGGAACUUUCAGCUGGCUAGUGAAAGGAGGUAACUCUGUCAGUCUGACAAACUGGCCCUUUUUGUCCCUCCGAGGCCUCCGCACCUCAGACAACCAGUUUGUAUCUCCUUUUACUGAACCUGGUGGAAGUUUAGUCUUUACCAUCUUGGAUAUCUGUUCAUAUCUUGUAGUCCAAACAGAGCAAUGCUACAGCCCUCCAUUUAUUUAGUAAACACAUCUUGGCUAUCAUUAAUCCUUCAAUGCUAUCAACAUAGACAUCCUGUAUAGUUUUGUCAGUAGUGUAUACUUUUAUUCCCUCAAUGUUAGUAGUUGAUAGUGUUGAGAAGUGAUCAGUCAUCUGUUAAUGUUGUCAGUAGCUUCAGAUUAAUCACUGUUGAAUGGCAGCAUCUGGAUUAUAAUAAGAAGUAGCAAUGUCCAUAUCAAGUAGUUAAUACAAAUAAAAAGUCUGAUAUUAUUUAUCUGGAUUAUAAAAUGUAGCUAGCUAGUCAGGUAUUGUUCAUAUUUUACUAUGAUCUCUUUGUUUUUAUGUGAUUUUGGGAAAAAUGGUGUUGACAGACUGCAGCCUUCAUCUGACGUAUAAUAGUAACUGACUCCUGUUUCUGUCUGAUGAUAUCUCUGAUACUGACUAUGUGUCUCUGCCUCUGUGCUCCAGCCACCGGACCUCCAGCCCACCCUGCCUGUCCUGCCCUGCCAAGCCCAGCAGGGCUCACUGCCCUGGGCUCAGACACCCACACACCGCCCUCUCUCCUCCAUCCAUCCAUCCACAUUACCAGUCUCUCAAUUUGCCUUCUCUGAGGUCUUCCCUCCCUCCUUACAUUUUAGUCAUUUUAGUCCUUCUCUCCUCCAUCUCCACUUCUCUUGUUCUCUCCAUCCCCGUUUCCCAAUUUGCACAUGCUCAGUUUGCUCUCUCCAUAUGGUCAGACUCAGUGACCGGAGCUUAGAGGAUGGACAUCAGAAGAGGGUGUAGCCAGGAUGAGUAUCUGCUGUUCUAAGUUUCUUUCUUCAAACUUUCUUGAUUUGAAGUUUCUCAAUACAAAGUUUCUCUGGUCAAAUGUUUCUUGUUUUCUUUUCACACUGAGGUUCUCCCUGUUGCUCAUGGGGUGAUGAUCCUCAUGAUGAUGAUGAUGAUGAUGAUGAUGAUGAUGAAGUGCUGUUUUGUGUGUGUUGGUGUGUCUCUCUCCCUGGGGUGGCUCAAGUGUUUGAUUUCUUAAUAAUGUUGUUGGUUUGGGUGGAGAUGUAUUGUGUAUGUGUACACAGCAUCCUAUACUGUAGCUUGUAGUGUUCUAGUAAUGACACCCUGUUCGCUAUGUAGCACCAUCUUGACCCAUCAUUUCCGACGCAGUCCUAGUAUUCAGUGAUAUAAAUUAUGCAUAGUAGUUCAGUCAGUCAUACUAACUCCCUGUCUCCCCCCACAGUGCCAAGUGAUCCGGUCCACAACCUCAGUGCUCAGAUCUUCAGUUCUACGGCCAUCAUAGUAAGCUGGGACCCCCCUAUGGAACCCAACGGACGCCCCUUCUACCUGCUCACCCUGCAGGAGGCUGGACACCCCCUUACCACUGAACCCCUGAACCCCCCAAACCAUAACAGCAACCCCCGCGGACCCCCCGCUGUCAACAAUACCAUCACCAAGACAACCAAUGACAACGUCUUCCUGUUUACCAAACUCAGGAAGUACUAUCCCUACAUCUUCACUGUUACCCCGGCAACCAGUGCCGGUCCCGCCCACAACCACACCAGCCUGCUGCACGUAAGGACCGAUGAUGAUAGUGAGUCUUCUUACAUACUCUCUCACACUCACUCACUCACACACUCACACACACACACACACACACACACACACACACAUAUACACACAAAAUGUAUAUUUUAAACUCAUACACACACAUACUAUUAACCCACUCUCUCCCUCCAGUCCCCAGUUCAGCUCCAAUGCUGGUGUCCAGUAGGAACCUGUCGUCCUCCUCAGUGUCUGUGGUGUGGCAGCGCCCCCUGGAGACCAACGGAGAGUUAACCGAGUAUUCCCUCACCCUGUUCGGCCCUGGAGGCUCCAACACCACACACACCCCCAACACCACCCUCACACUCACACAGCUGCUGCCCUACACUGCCUACAACCUCUCCAUCACCGCAGCCACCCGCAAGGGCUCUGGACCACCGCUACUACUGAUGCUGCACACAGACGAAGCAGGUAAUCUUUAACCUCUCACCUUUAACCUCUAUUAACCUCUAACCUAACAUAACCCCUCCAACUGCUGCCAUUGAACACAGACGAAGGCCAGUAAUGUACUCUUACAUUGUGUUCCACCAGGUCCGAUGUCUCCUCCCCGUAACCUGUCUCUGUAUAACCAUACAGCCUUCUCUGUGUGGCUGACCUGGGAAGCCUCUCUGGAACCCAAUGGUGUGGUCACACACUACGGCUUCAGGAUCAUUGAGAACAACACAAACACACUCACAUACCAGGUACUGCACACACACACAGGAAUGCGCACACACACACACACACACACACACACACACACACACACACACACACACACACACACACACACACACACACACACACACACUCACAAAGAAACGUUAAAUAUGUGUAACUGGAGUCCUGUGACUUUGCUAUGUUCUGUCUAUAAGAUUUCCUGAUUUCUCUCUCUCUCUCUUCCCCCCUCCUCUCUCUCAGAACUCUACAGGUCCGUGGACAGAAGGACAGCUGAGUGGGUUCCGGCCUCACCGCUCCUAUGAGAUCAGUGUGUUUAGCUACACCAGAGUGGGUCAUGGAGACCAGUACAGCACUCCUGUGUCUUUCACAACCAACGAGUCAGGUCCGUGUGUGGGUGUAUGUGGGUGUGUGCCUGGGUAUGUGGGGUUGUGGAACUAGAAAUCAAGUGCCAUAUGCAUGUGAAAGUGGCUAAUAACCCUUGCGUUAACCUUGUGUCUCCUGGCUCCAGUGUCUGAGGCGGUGGGUAACCUGUCCUGCUCUGGUCUGAGCUGGGACUCUGUGUUUCUACACUGGGAGCCUCCAGCCAACCCCAAUGGACUCAUCCUGUACUACCAGGUCCAGGUGGACACACACUCAGACUCACAGGCAUACAUACACCAGGCUGACACAAACCAGUACACGGUCAGCGGGCUGGCGCCGGACGCAGAAUUCAAACUCACCGUGACGGCUGUCAACUCUGCCGGCCCAGGAGACCAGAUCAACUGUACUGCCUACACACACCCCGAGUCAGGUACACACACACACACACACACACACACACACACACACACACACACACACACACACACACACACACACACACACACACACACACACACACACACACACACACACACACACACACACACACACACACACACACACACACUUCACCAGGAGACCAAAUGAACUGUACCACCUCAACCCACCUUUAUAUCCCCCUGCAGUUCCUGGUGUCCCUCGCUUCCUGAGUGUGUCAGAGGCCACACCCACCAGCGUGACGCUCCAAUGGGCUCCUCCCCUCUCUGCUCCGGGCAUGCUCACUGAGUACCGCAUCACCGUGCAGCUGCUGUCACCCGACUGCCAGUCUGACACACCCCUAGCUGAGGCCACACACCUGCCAGAGCCUACCCCUGCCCUGGCUCCAGGCUGCGUGGAUCAGGAUGUAUGUUUACCUGGAUAUCUGAACGUAAAUGUUGUCGGCUGCUGUGUCGUACAUACAGUAUGUCUACAUGAAUAUGCUGUAUGACACAGAAUGAAUUUCCUAACAUUGAACUCAACAUCAUCUUCAUGUUCAUGAUCUUCCUGGUCAGGUGUUGGUGUCAGUGAAUGGUUCUGAUGGUGGUGAGGGCAACAGGAGCAUCACUCUCCAGUCUCUGGUCAAGUACCGCCUCUACCGCUUCAGAAUCACAGCCCUUACUAAUGCUGGGCCAGGAGAACACACACCCUGGAGAUACACACACACACUGGCUGGGAGUAAGUACACACAAGCAUGCACACACACAUACAAAAGUACACACAUACACACAUACAUACAACAGAAGUACCCACACACCCAGGCAGUAUGUGCAUAUUCAUACCUGUCUCAUCCCUCAGACCCUGAUGCCCCACCCAGUGACCUGUCGGUGACCAUGUCCUCCAACAGCCUCCGUAUCCAAUGGCAAGUCCCAGAUGUGAUCACCGGCCCCACUUCCUACCUCAUAGACGUCAUCUCUGUGAGUACACACACACACACACACACACACACAAAUAAUAAAAUUAAAAUGUUUCUUACGACUGUAUGUUGUGUCGUUGUUCAGCUGGAUAGCAAGGGGUUAAACCAGUCUGUAGUACGAGGUCCAGAGGAGCUGAGGACCGUAGUUGUGACAAACCUGACUGCGUUCAGUCGCUACUCUGUGACCGUGACCGCCUUCACUGGACCACUGGAGAACGCACGGCGGGACGGACAGGCUACUGAGCCCACUGUCAUCAGAACAAUGGAGGAGGGUGAGGAAUACACACAUACAGUAAUACAGUAGCUACUUUAUUCAACUAGAAAGUAGUUCAUCUCUCUCUCUCUCCUUCUCCUCCGUCCAUCCCGCUCCCCUCCUCCCUCCAGAGCCCAGGGAUCCUCCUAAGAACGUGACCCUGCAUGUGAUUCCAGAGGAAGUGACCCGUGUGUUUAUGACCUUUGCCCCCCCGGAGGAACCCAAUGGGAACAUAAGUUCCUACACGGUGCUUGUCUACCGCCAGGGCCAGCUAGAGAUGACCAUUAACCACCUCGCUGUGGUCAAAAAUAAGAACCGCACUCUGACCGCAGUCAUCGAGGGGCUGAAGGGAGGCUACAACUAUAGUAUACGGGUGAGGAUCACACACACACAGGACUCAACUACACACACACACAGGUCACAACUACACACAUAGGUCACAACUACACACGCAGGUCACAACUACACACACAGGUCACAACUACACACACACAGGUCACAACUACACACACAGGUCACAACUUCACACACAGGUCACAACUACACACACACACAGAUCACAACUAUAAUAUAUGGGCGAGGAACACACACACUGUCACAAAACACUUCAGCUUUCUGAGAAAAUCUCCUCUCUCUCUCUCUCUCUCUCAGAUUGCAGCAGUAAACGGCGCAGGUUUAAGCCCCCCCAGCUCAGAGGUUCGGAUCACUACUGGAAUCAUAGGUACAGUGCUACAUUUACACUACAUAAGGGUGAUUACUCAUGAAACCAGGACAAAAAAAGACCAUGAUUUUCAGGAAAUCUAAUCCAUAGAAUGUUCCUUUGGAGGAAGGACAUGAGUCCAUUUUAAUAUUGAUAAUGCUUACAGAUUGGAUCAUAACUCUAACAGAAGCAGAGAUCCCACUCUGGAACUUUGAUAUGCCUGUAGAUUAUAUAUUGUUUGAAAAUAAAAAGAAAUAUAUGCCAAAUCUAAAAAUGUAUAUUUUCAAUAGUCAUGUUAAUGUUUUUCAAUAUUCAUAAAUGAAUGUAAGAAUUGCUUUAUUGAAAUCAAAGUACUACUCAUAUUACAGAGCAGGCAAUAAAGUGGUAAAGAGGUGAAGCUUCAUAUGACACCAAUGUUUGCUUUGGAGCUCCUACAGACUAAACACUAUGGAGUCUUAAAGGAGGCCUGGGGAAGGCCAAAAUGUCAUAAACAUACCAACUUUGAUUAAUUAUUUAUCUAUUAUGUUUUUUAAAUACAAAUGUAAACUAUAUGUCAACAAUCCUUCCUCUAAAGUCCAUUCUAUGGAUUAAAGUUCGGGAAAAUCCCCCAAAUCAUGGUAUUUUCUUGGUCCUGAUUUUGUGAGGAAUCCCAUAACCCAUUCAUAACCCCAACAUGACCCCUGCAUAACCGCAACGUUUGUGUGUGUGUGUGUGUGUCUGUGUGUAGCUCCUGCCAAGCCUACCCAGAGACCCCAGGCCGUGCUGGACCGAGGAGGAGUUGCCAUGGUAACCUCCAAGAGCAUCAUUGUCCGCAUGCCAGCCUGUUUCUACAGCGAUGACAACGGACCAAUCAGCAGCAUCCAGAUCAUUGUGUCAGAAUCUGGGGGUACGACAUCACACGCGCUAACAUGCACAGACACACACAUAAACAUACAGUACAUCUAUCAGACAGAAAAUAUCUCCUAA